GGAUUGAUUGACGUCGUCUUGUCAGAAAUGCCAAUGUAUAAACACGCAAAAUAUUUUGUAACAGAUGCCGGCACAGUUCCACGAAUAGGCCUGUGUAAUUACUUUUCCUUGUACUUCCCUCCCGACGGUUUCUGACGCUAAACACAAAGCAGUAAAGCAGUGCAGCGGAGACGGGCUGCGGCGCUGACUGCUCUGGAAGUUGAAUGUAUUUGCAGCAGGGAGGUGAACAGCAGCAGCGGCAGCUCACUGGUGAAUAGCUCCUCUAUGAACGCCCUUCAGACUGACUUGCCUGUGAAUCACAUUUUCCACCUACAACACUGUACUUCAGGCUGGGCCCCUCCGAAGGAACACAUGCAACAGAACUUUUCUUCACUGAAGCGAGUCGGUCCGCCGCUGCGCACUCAACUGAGCCGUAACACAACGGGAGAGCAAUACAGCAGCUUUAGUCAAGACGUGAAAACUUUCUUUUAAGAGUUUCUUUUGUCUUUUUGGAUGGGAGAUCAUGAGCGAGUAUCGGAAUAAUCGUCUGUUCAUUCCUUUGUCACACUUAACGAGUCAUCCCGGAUGGAGCCGUUGGACUUGGCGAAGCAGCGUGUCUGCCUGGAUCAAUCAUAGUUAUUGAUAUCCCUAGUGAUUAUCGCAGAGUGAGUGAACUGAAAUGGAUCUUCAGGUGGUUGUCUGGCUCUUCUACUGUUUCCUGCUCCCCACUGCGCUGCUAACAGCAUGUUUCUUUCGCUACAACCUGCUGUCGCUGGUUUACUUUCUGUACCUACUGCUGCUGCCCUGGUUCCUGUCUCCCAAUAAACACACCAUCAGAGGUCACACGGGACGGUUCAUCAAAGUGGUAUUCUGUACCAGUCUGCUUUUUGUACUGGCUCAUAUCUGCUUCCAGACAGUACUAUACACAUAUCCUCCUCUCAACAUCAUCAUAGGUGAUAAUUGUUCACAAUGGGACACGAUAACAAGACAUAUAGGACUUUCCAGGCUUCCCUUGGACAAUAUUUGGAGUGUGUUACGCCUUCUAUGUCCUGACCUGGGUGUGUGUGUGGUGGCUUUGCUAACAGUCAUCCUCUGCAGCAGAUUGGUCAGGAACAGAGAAAUGGUAGCUGCUGCCAACAUUACAUCGCUACAAGAUGAUGCAACAGAAAAAAACACAGUUGAGGAGGUGGAAGAUGAGGUGGAAGAGGCAUCAGUGGAUGAAGAUGAAGACGAAGAUGAAGACGAAGAUGAAGAGGAGAGGUCGUUACCUCGUGACCCUAAAGAGGAGGUAUCCACAGCAACCAGAGCCAAGCUGCUGGCUGAGCGUCUGAAGGCCACAGCCCUGAAAGUGCUUAGGGACCUGGGAAGGAUCUUGGCCAUCGGCCUGCUGGCUUUGGCUGGCAUCACACUACCUUCUGCCUUCUCAGCCCUCUACUUCCUGCUUUUCAUCGGCGUGUGCACGUGGUGGGCAUGCCAUCUUCCUAUCAGUCACCUUGGUUUCAAUGCACUGUGUGUAAUGGUGGGCUUCUUCACUUCUGGUCACAUGGUGUGUUUGUACUUGUACCAGAGCCUGCUGGCCCAGGCCCUGUUCCCCCCACACAGUCUGUGGGCCAGACUCUUUGGUCUGAAGGACAUCAUCAUACCAGGAAACUGCUCCUUGCCUUAUGAACUCAACCUUAAUACCACUCAUGAUUGGCCAGUUUAUGUCAAUCCAGGGAUACUGUUUCUUCUCUACAUUACUAUAGCAACUGUUCUCAAGACAGGAUGUCGUGGAACACCGUCCCAGGUUGAUGAGGAGCAAAAACAGGAGAAAGGUGAGGAAGUGGUGGAGUUAAGGUCAUGGAAUCAACAGAAAGAACACUUUGAAGAUGACACACAGCUUAUGCUCCUGUCUAUGGGAAGAGAAGACAGCAGAGGAGGAAGCAUGGCCAGAGAGAGUCAGCCAGAUCUGGGUGUUAGUGGCGCCCCUGCUGGUCAACAGAGUGAAAGUCCAUUUUUCCUACUGGGAAAGGUGGUCAUGCAGCAGAGCUACGUCUGUGCUCUCAUAGCCAUGAUGGUUUGGAGCAUCACAUACCACAGCUGGCUCACAUUUGUGCUGCUGCUGUGGGCUUGUCUCAUCUGGAUCCUGCGUGCAAGGCGGCACGCAGCCACACUGUGCUCUCCAUUCAUCCUGCUCUAUGGCCUGGCUCUGUGCUGUCUGCAGUACGUCUGGGCCAUGGAGCUUCAGCCUGAACUGCCCACCACUGUGGGAACCAUGAGCCUCAAACAACUAGGACUGGACAGAGCUCAAUACCCCUGUCUUAGACUGGGAGCCAUGCUGCUUUUCACUUUAACCUUCUGGCUUUUGGUGCGUCAGUCAGUGAAAGAAAACUUCAGCAAAAAGAGGAAAAUGGCCACAACACUACAGGAAGUCACUACAGGAGAGGAGGGGGCUGGUAAUGAAUCGGUGCUGAAGGUUGUGGGGGGCAUGGUGAUGAGCUGCUAUGCCAAAUACUGGAUCUACGUGUGUGGAGGGAUGUUCAUCAUGGUCUCCUUUGCGGGAAAACUUGUUGGAUACAAGAUCAUCUAUAUGCUGCUGUUCCUGAUCUGCCUCUGUCUGUAUCAGGUGUACUACUCUCUGUGGAGGCGUCUGUUGAAGCUCUUCUGGUGGCUCGUUGUGGCCUAUACCAUGCUGGUGCUGAUCUCCAUCUACACUUACCAGUUUGAAGAUUUCCCUGGGUACUGGAGAAACUGUACUGGUUUCACAGAAGAGCAGCUGGCAGCCAUUGGUCUGGAGACGUUUGCCCUGUCCGAGCUCUUCACCAGUAUUCUGAUCCCUGGCUUCUUCCUGCUGGCCUGUAUCCUGCAGCUGCACUACUUUCACAAACCCUUCAUGAGAAUCACUGACCUGGAGCAUGUCACACCCAUACACAAGAAGAGGACGAGUGAGAGGACUGAACAGACGGAGUCUGGUGAUGCUGGGGAAAACUUUGAAGAGGAAGACAUGGUGACCAACACCGAUGAGGAGUCUGAAGACGAAGUUGAGUUGAUGCCCAGUAAGUGGGGUCUGGUGAUGGAUAGGUUACUGGUUCUGUCCAGAAGGUUCUCUGACAGUCUCGCCAAAGUUCAAGUUUUUCUCUGGAGGCUUCUGGAGCUCCACAUCCUCAAAAUGGUGGCCUUCUUCUCUGUGUGGGUUGCUCUUGACGAGCCUUCUGUGAUGAACCUGGUCUUGGUGGUGUUGUGGUCUCUGGCGAUGCCCUACAGUCGCUUCAGGCCCAUGGCAUCCUGUCUGUCUACAGUCUGGGUGUGUGUCAUCAUCGUGUGUAAGAUGCUGUACCAACUCAGUGUCGUCAACCCUGUUGAGUACUCCAGUAACUGUAGCCGGCCUCUAGCAAAUGAAACCAACCUGUUACCAGAGGAGGUGAACAAUUCUACACUUUACAAGGAGCCGGUGGAUCCAGCCAAAUGGUUUGGCAUCAGGAAAGACGCUACUGUAUUGGGAUACAGCAAGAACCACUUAAUAGUGCUGAUGUUGUUGGUGUUUGAGGCGACGGUGUAUCGUCAUCAGGCCCACCACUAUCGUCAGCUCCAGCGCUCUCCUCCCACCAUCCCUGCUCUGUUUCCCACCGCCUCCAGAGACACUCUAGACAAGGGUCUCAUUCCCUGCUUCAAGUACCUGCUCAACUAUGCCUUCUACAAAUUUGGAUUAGAGAUUUGCUUCCUGUUGACAGUGAAUGUGAUUGGCCAGCGGAUGAACUUCUUGGUGAUCAUCCACGGUUGUUGGUUGGUAGCCAUCUUGGUGAGGCGGCGGCGGGCAGCGAUUGCCAGAAUCUGGCCCAAAUACUGUCUUUUCUUGUCCAUCUUCAUGAUCUACCAGUAUUUACUGUGCUUGGGAAUUCCACCUGCUCUCUGCAUAGAGUAUCCGUGGAGAUGGAACACUCCAGUGUUGAUGAACUCAGCGCUCAUCAAAUGGAUCCAUCUGCCCGAUUUCUACACAGUGCCCAACUCCAAAAACCUCAUAGCGGACUUUGUGCUGCUGCUAUGUGCGUCCCAGCAGUGGAAAGUGUUUGAGUGUGAGCACACGGAAGAGUGGAUGGUCCUGGCAGGAGAGAACACAGACGACCCUGAUCCAAUGGAAGGUCGACUGUUUAACCCAGCACCCAACUACGUCAACUGCAGGAGUUACCUGGACAUGGCUAAAGUCCUGGUGUUUCGUUACCUCUUCUGGUUCGUGCUGUCAGUGGUCUUCAUCACAGGGGCCACAAGGAUUUCUGUGUUCGGACUGGGUUACCUGCUUGCCUGCUUCUUUUUCCUGCUGUUUGGGACCCAGCUAUUGGUCAAACCAUCCAGGACCCGCCUCGCCCUGUGGGACUGUCUCAUCAUCUAUAACGUGGCAGUCAUUAUUUCUAAAAAUAUGUUAUCAAUCUUGGCAUGUGUGUUUGUGUUUGAGAUGCAGCAAGGCUUCUGUUGGGUGAUUCAGCUCUUCAGUCUGGUUUGCACAGUCAAAGGAUACUAUGACCCAAAAGCAGUGAGUGACAAGAAAUGCAGCCUCCCGGUAGAAGAGGCCGGGAUCAUCUGGGACAGUAUCUGUUUCCUCUUCCUGUUGCUGCAGAGGAGAGUCUUCCUCAGCUUCUACUUCCUGCAUGUGGUAGCAGAACUGCAGGCUUCUGCCAAACAGGCCUCGAGGGGGUUUGAGCUCUUCAGAGCCAGUAUCGUGAAGAACAUCAAGUUCCACCAGCAAGCUGAGAGGAAAUCUCUGUCCCAGCUCAAGAGAUCAAUGCAGAGAAUUCGCUCCAAGCAGCAGAAGUACAGAGAUGGACACAAAACAACUGGAGAUCCCAGUGAGAGUCACACUUGUGAGAGCCAGAAAGACAGAAAGAGGUCUCGGAAGAAAGAGUGGCACCGGCCGUGGUUGGACCAUGCUACAGUGCUCCACUCAGGAGAGUACUACCUCUUUGAAUCAGACAGUGAGGAUGAAGAGGAGCUACAGUCUGAAGAGCAGAAACCUCAGAAACAGACUGCCUGUCAGUUGGCAUACCAGGCGUGGGUGACCAGUGUGAAAGCAGCUUUGCGAGAACGUCAGAGACGCCAGAGACAGCUGAGGAGGACUGAGAAUAAAGAGAAAGAGAGAGAAGAAAGAAUGGAGUCCCAAGAGGAGCCUUACUCUGUUAUAGGUUGUGCGGACAACGAUGUGUUUGAGGAUCCUGUCAUUCAGGAGGAGGUGGAGGAGCCGGAGGAAGAGGAGUCAGGUCAUGGUGAGAUGGUUCAGAGGAUCUUGGACAUCCUGCGCUUCUUAUGGGCCAUAAUUCUGGCCAUGGUGGAUGGACUGACUCAGUGGCUCAACCUCCUGACUAAACAGUACAGAGAGACAUCUACUGUUCUGUGCAAUGAACGUUAUUUCAUCAUGCACAAGAUAGAGCAGCAUCCUACAACAGCAGACUCCACAGACGACCAGCUAUCUCAGGGCAGUGAGAGUCCCACACUGGAGACCUUUAUGGAUGAAACUGAUAUAGAAAACUCAACCAAAUACAGCUGCCUGGAGGUGGAUAGCGGUGGUGUGACAGGCCAGUCUACCCCGAGGCCGAGGAUCAGCAGCAUUGGGAACCUCCUGAGCCCAGAACCCCAAUCCAGCAGCAGCAUGGAGCUUUUAUCAGUCCCAUCCAAACAACAUCAUAGACACUCCAGAACAGCCAGCGAGCUGCUGGGAGACAGACAGUUCUUCAUUGAGGAGCUGGAACAGAGCCGAGACUUUUAUACCAACCAGAACCGUCUGCUGAAGCUGCUUUUUGCCUUGUACAAUUUGCUGGCUGCUAACUCGGAGCUAGUCUGCUAUUUCAUCAUCGUGUUAAACAAUGUGGUCAGUGCCUCUGUGAUAUCAUUGCUCCUGCCCAUACUGGUGUUCCUGUGGGCUAUGUUGUCUGUUCCGAGACCAACCAAGAGGUUUUGGAUGACGGCUAUAGUCUACACAGAGGUGAUGGUGGUGGUGAAAUACCUUUUCCAGUUUGGAUUCUUCCCUUGGAACAGUAUUUAUGAGAUGACUCUAAACGAAGACAAACCUUUCUUCCCACCCCGUAUCCUUGGCCUGGAGAAGACUGACAACUACAUCCGAUAUGAUCUUCUCCAGCUGCUGGCUCUGUUCUUUCACAGAUCCCUGCUCAUGCGUUAUGGCCUGUGGGACCAUGAGGGCCCCCUGGAGGCGCAGAGCCCCUCGUCAGAGAGUUGUAAGGAUGAAGGAGAUGAAGAUGGAAAAAGGAAGGAGAAGGAGGAAGAGGGCAGAGUCAGCUCAACAUCCAUUGUGGAAAACCUAGAAGUAGAUGAACUGGACCAGCUGGAAAAGCAUCACCCAAAUACCAGCUCUGCUGCUGCUGCACAUCCUCCUCCAGCUGAACCAGCACCCACCGGGUCCGAAGGUGGACAAGUAGAAACUGCGUCUGGGCUGACAGAGGCAUUAAAUCCUCCAAGUAGCUCAAAAGAAGAUAAGAUGGAGGGAGACCGUGAGCAGGUUACAGAGGAGGUCCCAAAAAAAUCUAGCAGUAUCCGCUUCCGGAGGAAACCUAAAAAGCCCAAACUACAGCGCAACAAAGAGGAGUCAACAGCUGAGACUGCAUAUCCCUGUGAGGAACCGGAGGGGGAGGAGGAGGAGAAGAAGAAGAAGAAGCAGAAAGGCAAGAAGAGAGAGGAAGCAAGUCAAAGAUUGAUGGCUGUUGGAAACAAGAUAGCACAGGUCUUCAUCUCUGGUAUCCAGAGUGUUUACAGGCCAGCUCAGGGGUUCUUCAGGGGUAUUCUCCAUGCUGAGUAUCGGGCUGCCACUGAUGUCUAUGCACUCAUGUUCCUGACUGAUGUCAUCGACUUCAUCAUCAUUGUCUUUGGCUUUUGGGCUUUUGGGAAACACAGUGCAGCAGCUGACAUCGCCUCCACCCUGUCAGAGGACCAGGUUCCUGAGGCCUUUCUGGUAAUGCUGCUCAUCCAGUUCAGCACCAUGAUCAUCGACAGAGCUUUGUAUCUACGCAAGGCUGUCUUGGGAAAGCUCAUCUUUCAGGUGACACUGGUGUUCGGGAUCCAUCUGUGGAUGUUCUUCAUCCUGCCAGCUGUCACUGAAAGGAAGUUCAAUCAGAACUUUGUGGCUCAGCUCUGGUACUUUGUCAAGUGUAUCUACUUUGGCCUGUCAGCCUAUCAGAUCCGCUGCGGAUACCCCACUCGUAUCCUCGGCAACUUCCUCACAAAGAAAUACAACCACCUCAACCUGUUUCUUUUCCAAGGGUUCCGCCUGGUGCCGUUCCUGGUGGAGCUGCGGGCAGUGAUGGACUGGGUCUGGACUGACACCACUCUCUCUCUGUCAAACUGGAUGUGUGUGGAGGACAUUUAUGCCAACAUCUUCAUCAUUAAAUGCAGCCGUGAGACAGAGAAGAAAUACCCGCAGCCUAAAGGGCAGAAGAAGAAGAAGAUAGUGAAAUACGGCAUGGGUGGACUCAUAAUCUUCUUCUUGAUCUGCAUCAUCUGGUUUCCUCUUCUCUUCAUUUCAUUGGUCAGAUCAGUGGUGGGCGUGGUCAACCACCCCAUCGAUGUCACAGUGACCGUCAAGCUGGGAGGAUACGAGCCCCUGUUCACCAUGAGUGUGCAGCAGCAGUCCAUCCAGCCCUUCACAGAGGCUGAAUAUGACCAACUCACCAAAAAGUUUGGAGACAAUGCAGUAGCCAUGCAGUUCAUCACCCUCUACAAUUACGAGGACAUUGUGACGGCCAGGAUUGAAGGUAGCUCAGGAUCAGUAUGGAGGAUCAGCCCGCCCAGCAGACAAGAAGUCAUUAAAGAAUUACUUGGAAGUGCUGACCUAACAUUACGUUUGGCCUGGGCUUUCCAGAGAGACCUGGGUAAAGGUGGAACAGUGGAACACACCUUUGACAAACACUCAAUAGACCUGGAACCUGGAAACCCAGUCAGGGCAGAUCUGGCCUCGCUACUGGUGGGAAAUCGCACUGAGCCUGUGCUUGUUCCCAAUAUGUUCCCAAACUACAUCCGAGCCCCCAAUGGAGCUGAUGCCAAACCAGUCAGCCAGCUCCAAAAAGGCGAUGAUGAUGGUUUCCUGAAUAUAACCCUGUCCCUGAUGAGGGAAGGGUCACUUAAUGGCAGUGGGAACCCAGAGUGGUGGGACAUUGCCAUUGCAGGCUGUGAACCCUCGUCAUGUGGGGUUCUGUCCAUGGUCAUAUUCAAUGACAAAGUCAGUCCACCCAGCCUGGGCUUUCUGGCUGGAUAUGGCAUCAUGGGUCUGUAUGUGUCUGUGGUCUUAGUCAUUGGGAAAUUUGUACGCGGCUUCUUCAGCGAGAUCUCCCACUCCAUCAUGUUUGAGGAGCUGCCUUGUGUGGACCGCAUCCUGAAGCUCUGCACAGACAUUUUCCUGGUGCGAGAGACAGGUGAGCUGGAGCUGGAGGAGGAACUUUACUCCAAACUGAUAUUCCUCUAUCGAUCUCCAGAGACUAUGAUAAAAUGGACCAGGGACAUGCACAGCCAAGACCAAAACAGAUACUGACUGACUGAUCGUGUUUGGUUGUAAAAGAAUACAAUGAUUUGUGAAGCACACUGCAAAGAUGUCUUGAGGACAGCACAUGAAAGGCUUCCUGAGAGUACUCCUAAGCAGACAGACACUACAGACAAUUGAGAGUGGAAUGGCAGUUCUCACUGUGGGUGGACCUGAUGGAAGCUGUAUGUCUGUCCAUGCCCCUGGAAGGCAAAGUCAGCAGUCAAAUUGGGCUGCACUUGUUAAUGUUCAGAGGUUAAGGGUCAAACACAAGCAAUACUUAAUUCAUUGUGUGGCUGAAACCUCAAGAUAAUUGUGGGUAGAACCAUCUGAAGUUACUGUAUCAGUAUGCUGAUUGAUUUGAAACGUGCCAUGCUGUCAAUUAAACAUUUUUUUACUUUUUACAAAGUAAGUUGUUUGACUGUGCAUUAUGAAGCGAGGUUUGACAAAACUAGUAAGAUUUUAAGGACUAUUUUAAGUUAAAUUCACCUAGUCAGAGGUAACCAAAUUCUGAUUAUGCACUUAUGCACUAGGUUUUUUCAGUUCUAGGCCACAACUGCUCCCAAGUUCAGGGAUGAAAAUUGAGACAGGUGAAUGAGAGAGCUGUGGAUCAGAAUACAAGAAGACCAGUUUGCUGAUGUGGUUCCUACUGAUUGCCUUUAGUUGACACUUUAAAGUCUAAUUUCAAUUCGAUUCACUUUUAAAACCAUUAAAAGUGUAUCUAGUAACUGAAAGUGCCUGUGCACUGGCCACAUCCGGUGACUGGUUGCUCCUUUAAAGGGGCAGUACGUAUGAUAUGGCCAGACUUUUGGUUUAAAAUAUUUGAACAACAGUGGUGACUUUAUGUUAAAGACAUCUAUGUACUGUGUUGCAGGGAUGUCUCCCGAAGUUGGCUUGAUAACUAGCUAGCCCCAGCCCAUCCUGUUUAAUAAUACCACUUCGUAAACGAUGGCGGUGUUAGUGUCUUAGCCCCUUUAGUUUCAGCUGGGAGAUGUAUAUGAGUGGCAAGUUCUCUGCUUAAUGUAGUCUAAUAAGUCAACAGAAUAAACUCGUAAAAAUGUCAACAAAGAAAAUAACCUUACAGCCAUUUUUUUCAUGCUAAACAGAAAAAUAAAACUGUACACCAUCUGAAUUCAA
Molecule: messenger RNA, 9607 nt
Organism: Acanthopagrus latus (yellowfin seabream)
Lineage: Eukaryota; Metazoa; Chordata; Actinopteri; Spariformes; Sparidae
Gene: piezo1
Product: piezo-type mechanosensitive ion channel component 1
Exons: 54
Coding region: 659-8482 (2607 amino acids)
Source: RefSeq, a predicted model, not a curated record